AUGGGGUUUCUGGGCCUUGGCGAGCCUUCCUGGGGAACUCUCAUCAUCUUUCUCGGAGCAUGGAUCAACCGAGAUUUUACCACUCCCACGGCACAAGCGAGUCAAGACUCUUACGUCGCUCUUGUGGAAGAUGUUGGUCAUGAGAUGGGACUUGAGUCUCUAGACUCGAUAGACACCGGAGACGUAUCGGUUACGCUUUCACCCAAUCCCGAUCGACAGAGGCAUUGGCGUCAUAGAGAGUUGUCUCUGUUCGGGCUCAAAAGGACAAUCCGAACACCAGAGACAGCUGUCUUCCGGAACAGAAUGCUCAGCAGAGUGCUUCUGCGCUUUCCUUUCUUGGUCGAGAUCGUUUAUUGGGCUCUCAUCUACGGCGUCUACCAGUUCGGUCGGGGCCAAUUGGCUAUAAGAUUGGUCGACAAGACCAUCGACAUCGCUUGCCAUCAUGCUCUGGCUGUUAUCACAUUAGAGCAACGUCUCCACAUUUUUUGGGAGUUGACCAUCCAGCAGUUUUUCCUCCAGUACCCUGGGUGGAUGUGGUGGAUCAACCGGAUCUACAGCUUCGUCCAUCUCCCCGCAACAAUAACUUUCUUGGUCGGCUUGUACUAUUUCGCCAUAACACGGAACCGAUCGAAUAUCAAUUCGAACUCGCCUGAUCAUGUCCGAAGCUCUACCGGCCCCGAACUCUACGAGUCCAGGCGUCGGGCUCUGGCGCUUUGCAACCUAUUUGCAUUUUGCGUCUUCAGCAGUUGGCCAUGUAUGCCCCCUCGUCUGUUGGGGGACUCGAAAUUACCAGGGGAGCCGGGUGAGCUCGCGCGAAGUUUUGGCUUCAUCGAUACCAUCCACGCACACGAUGGAGCCGUCAGCAUUUUCAACACCAGAAAAUGGACCAAUCAACUAGCUGCAAUGCCCUCGCUCCAUUUCGGAUAUUCGCUCCUUGUCGGAGUCUCUAUCAUGCGACUUCCUCUGACUCCCCCAGCCAGAAGACAUAGGGUAUCCCUGCCCGCCAUGCCAUUCCUCAAAUCGAACCAUACCGGUUUCAUCGUCCGAAUCCCCUCUCUUCCCAAGUUCUGCUGCGAGAUCAUCGGCUUCUUGUACCCGUUCUCAAUCUUGAUUGCGAUCGUUGCGACUGCAAAUCACUUCAUCUUAGACGCCCUGGCGGGAGGCCUGGUAUGUUUGUUUGCACUGCGAUGCAACCAUUUCAUGAAGAAUUUUCUCCUCGUCGAGGACUAUGUCUUCUGGUGCCUUCGCAUUCACAAGCCGAUUCAGGAGCCGCCGGUUCAAAGUGCGCUUCUGGAAGACAAACCUUAG
Messenger RNA from Cladophialophora psammophila CBS 110553, 1308 nucleotides. RefSeq lists its product as uncharacterized. Gene Ontology annotation, cellular component: inositol phosphoceramide synthase complex. Bases 1 to 1308 code for a protein of 435 amino acids. Gene Ontology annotation, molecular function: inositol phosphoceramide synthase activity. The transcript has 3 exons. Lineage: Eukaryota; Fungi; Ascomycota; Eurotiomycetes; Chaetothyriales; Herpotrichiellaceae. The record is from RefSeq and is a predicted model, not a curated record. Gene Ontology annotation, biological process: inositol phosphoceramide metabolic process; sphingolipid biosynthetic process.